Molecule: messenger RNA, 393 nt
Organism: Nematocida homosporus
Lineage: Eukaryota; Fungi; Microsporidia
Exons: 1
Coding region: 1-393 (130 amino acids)
Source: RefSeq, a predicted model, not a curated record
AUGGAUACACCGAUUAAAACCAAGCCCCAACGUAAACAAGCCCAUCAAAACACAUUUGCUUUCAAGCACAACCCCAAUUCUCAGCUUACUAAGAAGAUUGCAGCUAUUCCUAUUGUUAAUCUUUGCCGCAGAUGUACAGAUAAGAUAGUUUGGAAGAAACAGUAUCGUAAGUACAAGAUACAAAAUCAUCUUUCUAAAUGUACUAUCUGCUUAGAAAAGAGAAUCCCACUAGCCUAUAACAUUGUUUGUGAUCCCUGUGGUUCAGCUGCUAAUAUUUGUCGUAUGUGCCGCAUUCUACUUACUCCAUCCGACUCAGCUCCAGCAAGUACAACUCAACCCAAUACGACUCAACCCAAUACAACUCAAUCCAAUGCAACUAAAACCGGCCAAUAG